This is a messenger RNA of Arachis stenosperma, 1892 nucleotides long. RefSeq lists its product as uncharacterized. Gene Ontology annotation, cellular component: nucleus. Gene Ontology annotation, molecular function: polyubiquitin modification-dependent protein binding. NCBI's taxonomy places the organism in Eukaryota, Viridiplantae, Streptophyta, Magnoliopsida, Fabales, Fabaceae. The record is from RefSeq and is a predicted model, not a curated record. The transcript has 3 exons. The coding region runs from base 177 to 1205 and encodes 342 amino acids.
GCGGGGCGGGGCUCCCCGUGUGCCACCCUUAGACUACUUAUUAUUGCCAACCCGAAGAAAACAAGUUUAAACGCAAAAAAGACUCGCAGUUGCAGACUUCACUCUCACUAUCAUCCAAUCUCUCUCUCUUUCUCUCUCUCUCUCUCCCCACCGUAUUCGGCCGCCACCCACCACAAAUGGACGACCGGCCGCCGCUACAAAAGAUCGCAAUCUCCGGCCCAACACUCGCAUCUCUAAUCCAGCGCUUCUCCACUUCCCCUUCCUCCCUCGAUGGCCUCCUCUUCGGCCACGUCACCCUUCUCACUCCUCUCAACCUCUCCGACGAUCCCUCCACCGCCUCCUCUGCCACCACUACCUCCGAUGAAUCCACCUCAUCCGCCACCCUCGUCGCCACCGUCACCGGUUUCAUCUCCUCCCCUUCCCCAACCUCCACCUUCUACGACUCCACCGGCACCGUCACACAACCCUCCCUCCGCAACAUCCUAAAUAACCACCACCACCAUAACAACCACCACCUGAUAGGUUGGUUCUCCGCCCGCCGGAAAACCCCACUCCGUCCCUCCAUGCGCGAAUUCUCCGUCACACAAUCCCUCUCUUCUCUCUCCGCAUUCUCCUCCCAAAUUCAGAACUCACCAAACCCUAAUUCCACAUCUUCUUCAACUGCUUCUUCUUCCUCCUCCUCCUUCUCCCCUUGCAUCUUCAUCCUCUUGUCUUCUCCUUUCUCCAACGACCACAUCCACACUCACGAGUACCGCGCGUACCAGCUACGCGCUUCCUCCUCAUUCGAACCGAAACUGAUCGAUAUCGUCAACAUUGGGCCUGCGUUUCGAGGGCAUUACGGUUCCUUUAGUCCUAACGCGGCAUUCCCGGUGUUGGAAUGCGAUUUGGGAAUAUCAAGCAUGAAUGAAGAUCGUGAUGGUAAUGUUGACAAGGAAGAUGAGAGAUUGAGUGUGAUGAAGGAGAAGGCGAAGGAUCAGCGGGAGCUCGAUGGUUGCGCCGAGGGUUUCGAGGUUGGGAGGUUGAGCAGGAUGAUGGGGUCGGAGGCGAGGAGUUACACUUCGAAUUUGGAGGAUUUGUAUGAGAAGAUGCUUGCAAAGGUUGAGAAUCUGACUAGGUUGGUGGAGCAGAGUAAUGCUAAGGUUCUUGAGCAGGAACAUUAUAAUAGAAAGUUGAGGCAAAAAAUUAGAGCUGCCGCCUCAGAGUAACUAUCAUUAUCAAUGAUGGCAAUGCUUUCGUUUUAAUUUCAGUUCAGCAUGGCAAUCAUCCAUGUUAACAAGCUUAUUUUUUGUGUGGCACAAAGCAGAGGAGGGUUAAGCAAAUCGACGAUUUCAGCCUUGUACACCUGACCUGGAUAAGCAACAGUUUCUUCUGGUAUCACUGGAAACAUGAGACCGGCUUUUUGGACCUUUUGGCAGGCCUAUCAUAUAAUCUGUCCUGCUAUUGUAGAUUUUGUAUUUUUUACUUCAUGGUGACUCUUAAAGCUGAAGAAGGCGGUAAAUCGUGCAGGGUGGUUGAAUGGUUUUGGUCUUCCUCAAUUCGAAAAGUUUUGAAGCUUGCUCUCCCAAGCUUUUGCGGCACAUAUUUGCUUCCUGCAAUGACAUGCCAACUGUAUUUUGUAUUGUUUGCUUUUGGUUCCUUUUACCCCCUUCAUAGAAUAUUAAAACUUCAGCUUUAAUAGUUAGUUUUACUUUGUUGCUUGCACAAAGAUCACUGUAAAAGAAAGAAAUGAAAUCAACAAGCACUCAGUUAAUUUUGGUACGUUUACAAAAUUAUCAUUCUAUGGUGAACUUCUGGAGUUUUCUGUUCUGUAAUUAUGCCCACCCUCUAUAUGCUAAGCAUUCAUUAUAAGCAAAAUGUACUACAUUAUGUACUAAGGUAAUAUAAUGGUUCGA